Molecule: messenger RNA, 1482 nt
Organism: Humulus lupulus (European hop)
Lineage: Eukaryota; Viridiplantae; Streptophyta; Magnoliopsida; Rosales; Cannabaceae
Product: replication protein A 70 kDa DNA-binding subunit B-like
Exons: 9
Coding region: 1-1482 (493 amino acids)
Source: RefSeq, a predicted model, not a curated record
AUGGAAGAUUUCUUAAACACAUUAACGCCUAAUGGACUUUCGCCUCAUGAAUUAUUACUAAAGAAAAAUUGUCCCAUCAUGCUCCUAAGAAUCAUUAAUCCUUCAGAGGGACUAUGCAAUGGAACCCGUUUGAUUUGUCGGGCUUUCGAUCGAAAUAUCAUAGAUGCUGAAAUUGCCGUUGGACAUCAUAUGGGAAAAAGAGUCCUCAUUCCAAGAAUACCGUUCUUACCAAAUGUGGAUGAUAAUAGUGGUUUUCCGUUUAAGCGAACUCAAUUUCCUAUAAGAUUAAGUUUUGCAAUGACCAUAAAUAUGUCACAAGGGCAAACAUUAGAUUAUGUUGGGAUUUAUUUACCACAACCAGGAGGACACUUUAAAUUUUUUCACUCUUAUUACAUCAGUGACGCACUUGUCAAAAAUGCCAACCCAAGGUACAAGAUUGGAUCAUAUGAAUAUGAUUGGACCCUCAACUCAAGAACACUAAUAGAAGAUGUAGAAGAACAAGACAAUCAAAUAGUGGCGCCAAAAUAUAACAUCAUUCCAUUUACAGACUUGCACUCUUACAAAGACUCAGCUGAACGAAUAGAUUUCUUAGCUGUUGCAAUCCAGAUUGAAUCAACAAAAGAGAUAACCACAAAAUUUCAACAACAAACAAUCCAAGAGAUAUAUCUUAUCGAUGAAAGCUUCAACCCAAUAAAAUUGACUAUGUGGGGUCGGCUUGUCCAAGACGAAUGCAAAACAAUAACAAUAAUUAUUGAAGAAUACCCAAUAAUAUUGGGAACACAAAUAGUUGUUCGAACAUAUAGAGGAUUGUUCUUAUCAUCACGUUCAUCAAGUACCUUUACAAUCAAUCCUCAAAUUCCAGAGGCAACUGCAUUGAAGCAAUGGGCGAAUAAUAAUACACUGAAAAUCAAAAGUAUCAUUGAAACGUCGUUGACACAUCUAUCUACUACUAUAUCAUCUAUUGAACUUCAAAAAACCGUCAAAAUUUGUGAUAUUCCCCGUGCAAUGAAGGCUUUGCAAUCUAUGGAGAAAAAAUACUUUUGGAUAGAAGCAAAGAUAAAUAUAAUUGAUUAUGCCCAAAUGUACUAUUACAUGUCGUGUGUGACAUGCCAUAGAAAAAUACGACAUAAGUAUGACGAAAUAAUUGUUUGUGAAAAUCCAAACUGCAAACAGCAAGGCACCCCUACACCACAUGCUAGGGCAUAUGUGCAACUAGAAGAUGAUACUGGAAAGCUCGAUGUUGUUAUGUUCGGAGAAGUAGUAGAAAAGACAUUUGGUAGUUCUGUAGUCCAGUUGAUGGAAAAUUCUACACAGGAAAUUCCUCAACACAUUGAAAUUGUUACAAAUAAAUUAGCAACAAAAAAAUGGACAAUCAAAUUGUCCGGAGAUGAAGAAAAAAUGAAUAAUGUGAAAUACAAACAUUUCAUUAUUCUCUCAAUUGAAGCCAAACCAGAUAACAACAAGGAUGAAUCAUCAUCCUAA